Messenger RNA from Lodderomyces orthopsilosis Co 90-125, 990 nucleotides. RefSeq names its product Abp140p (gene ABP140). The transcript has a single exon. Bases 1 to 990 code for a protein of 329 amino acids. The record is from RefSeq and is a predicted model, not a curated record. Gene Ontology annotation, molecular function: tRNA (cytidine-N3)-methyltransferase activity. NCBI's taxonomy places the organism in Eukaryota, Fungi, Ascomycota, Pichiomycetes, Serinales, Debaryomycetaceae.
AUGGCUGAAUUCGUAGAGUCAACUCCAGAGGUAGACUCAGCAGCUGAUGCUACCACUAAGGUCACCAAGCCACCACUUGAUUCCAGAAUUGGAAAGGACUCACCAUUUGUUUUUGGUCAAAGAUAUCUUGAAAAUGAAGAAGAUGUAUUCAAUCACAAUGCUUGGGACCAUGUCGAAUGGGGAGAAGAACAAAUCAAACAAGCACAAGAAAUGAUCUCAAAACAGUACGAUCAUCCAGUGAAGGAAUUCGACAAGGCUCUAUACAAUUCAAAUCCAGCAAAAUAUUGGGAUAUUUUUUACAAACACAAUCGAGAAAAUUUCUUCAAAGAUCGCAAAUGGCUACAAAUUGAAUUUCCUUCGUUAUACAAAGUUACUUCAAAAGAUUAUCAAGAGCCAAUAACCAUCUUAGAAAUUGGUUGUGGAGCUGGUAACACUUUCUACCCCAUUUUGAAUCAAAAUGAAAAUGAGAAUUUGAAAAUAUAUGGUUGUGAUUAUUCCAAAGUAGCUGUUGAUUUAGUGCGUUCAAAUGAAACUUUUGCUGAACAGAAUAAGAAAGGUAUUGCAUUUAGUUCGGUAUGGGAUUUGGCCAACCCAGAAGGAAAUUUGCCUGAAGGGAUGGAGCCCGAUUCUGCCGAUAUUGUCAUUAUGAUAUUCGUAUUUUCGGCAUUACAUCCUGACCAAUGGAAACAAGCAGUCAAAAACUUGGCCAAAGUUCUUAAACCUGGUGGUGAAAUACUAUUCAGAGAUUAUGGAAGGUAUGAUUUGGCUCAGGUGCGAUUCAAAAAGGGAAGAUUAUUAGAUGAUAAUUUCUACAUACGUGGUGACGGAACUAGAGUUUACUUCUUCACGGAGGAAGAAUUGGAGGGUAUCUUUUGCAUAGAGGGGCCAUUUGAAAAAGUCAAGAUUGCCACUGAUAGAAGAUUGCUAGUUAACAGAAAAAAGCAUUUGAAGAUGUAUCGAAAUUGGUUACAAGGUGUAUUCAAAGGAUAA